GUGUUAUUGCAAAGAGCGCUUCGGAGCACGAGCGCGGGGCGCGCGCACCUAUAAAUACGGCCGGCCGGGCCCGGGAACACGCGAUCGCGCGGCGCGCAGGGCCGGCCAGUGCGCGUGGGUCCCGGGCGUGGAGGGCGAACCAGGAGCGCGUGAGUCCCAGCGGCGCCUGAGCGCCCAGGACCGAGCAUGGCCCGCCUGCGGGAGGGCAGGGCCGCCGCCUCGCACACCGCCCGCGCCCCGCGCCCUGCCCAGCCCGGGUCGCCGAGGCUCGCGGCCGCCGCUUAGCACUAGGCACCCGCCACUCGCUUCUCGGGCACCGCGGAACUGACGCCGCAGACGGACACAAUGGCGGCGGCGACUGCCACCGCGGGCACGGCCGCCUGCAGCAGCAGCAACAGCAACAGCAGCAGCCGCCGCGGCACGGACGCAGCGGCCACCAGCGGGGUGCAGGCGCCACCGCCGCCUCCGGCCACCGCUAAACCCGAGCCUCUCCGUAAGUCGCGCGUGGACCCGCGGCGCCGCCAGGCUGCCCUGUCCUUCCUCACCAACAUUUCUCUGGAUGGACGGCCGCUGCUGCAGGACGACGAAUGGGGCGGCGGCGAGGAGGGCGGCGCGACCAAACCGGGAGCGAGAGCUAGGAUCAGCCUGCUGGCCGCCGGCUGCAACGCGUUCUCUGCACCGGGCACCGCGGUCGCGCCGUGGACAGCGGUCUCCGGUUCCAGCCCUUGUCCGCUGCCUCCGUCCCUGGUCCCCCGGCCGUCGGGGGAAUCGCUGCCUCCCCGUUCAGCCCCAGCUGUCACGGGUGCUCAACUGCAGCUGCCCGACGGUCCGGGGGGUGUCGAACAGGAGGAAUUGGAGGAGGACGAUGCCUUCAUCAACGUGCAGGUGCCUCUGGCCAGCUUCUUGGGCUCUGGGACCCCCGGGAGUGCGAGCGGCAGUCGGGGCCGCCUCAACUCGUUCACUCAGGGAAUCCUGCCCAUCGCCUUCUCCAGGCAGAACUCGCAAAAUUACUGCGCCUUGGAGCAGCCAGGCCAGGGAGCCUUGGAGCAGCUGCAGAGGUCCCGGCGUCGCCUUAUCUCCCAGAGAUCGUCGUUAGAGACCCUGGAAGAUAUUGAGGAGAAUGCCCCUCUCCGGAGAUGUCGAACACUCUCAGGUUCUCCCAGACCAAAGAAUUUUAAGAAGAUUCAUUUUAUCAAGAACAUGCGCCAGCACGAUACCAGGAACGGCAGAAUAGUCCUUAUCAGUGGCAGAAGAUCCUUCUGUAGUAUAUUUUCCGUGCUGCCGUACCGAGACAGUACCCAAGUCGGGGACCUGAAGUUGGAUGGAGGGAGGCAGUCAGCAGGGGCCAUGAGCCUGAAGGAGAUCAUUGGCCUUGAUGGUGUGGAACUGGGUGCUGAUGGGAAGACAGUGUCCUAUACCCAGUUCCUAUUACCCACAAAUGCCUUCGGAACCCGGAGAAAUACCAUAGACUCCACCUCCUCCUUCUCCCAGUUCCGGAACCUGAGUCACCGCAGCCUCUCCAUAGGCCGGGCCAGCAGCACCCAGGGGAGCCUUGACACAGGAAGUGACCUGGGAGACUUUUUGGACUAUGACCCAAAUCUCCUGGAUGACCCGCAGUGGCCUUGUGGCAAGCACAAACGCGUCCUGACUUUCCCUUCGUACAUGACCACGGUGAUUGACUACGUGAAGCCCUCAGAUCUCAAGAAGGACAUGAACGAAACCUUUAAGGAAAAGUUCCCUCACAUUAAGUUAACACUCAGCAAAAUCAGGAGUCUGAAGAGAGAGAUGCGGAAGCUUGCCCAGGAGGAUUGUGGCUUUGAGGAGCCCACGGUGGCCAUGGCCUUUGUCUACUUUGAGAAGCUUGCCCUCAAGGGGAAGCUGAACAAGCAGAACCGGAAGCUCUGUGCUGGAGCGUGUGUGCUGCUGGCAGCCAAGGUCGGAAGUGACCUCAAAAAACAUGAAGUCAAGCAUCUAAUUGAUAAACUGGAAGAGAAGUUCCGGCUGAACAGGAGAGAACUGAUUGCCUUUGAAUUUCCGGUGUUGGUGGCCUUGGAGUUCGCACUUCAUCUUCCAGAGCACGAAGUCAUGCCCCACUAUAGACGCCUGAUCCAGAGCUCCUAGCACAGGCCCCAGGAGGGCCAAGGACGCUUCCUCUGAGUGCAGCAGCCUCGCUGCUACCAGAGAGGAGGGCGGGAGCCUGGUAUACCACGCUGAGUCUCCUGGCAGCUGUAUUUUUUACGGAGAAGCCGUACCUGGAACUGGCUAGGGAGAUGUCGCUCAGGCUCACCAGGAGGAGCAUGGGCUGGGGAUGAGGUUCCCGGGUCCCCAGGCGGAACUCAGUUGUGUCCAUUCCUCCCAGGCCCAUGUGAAGUUCGAAGCUGCUCAGGGCCUUUUCUGCAGACUGGUUCUGACUGGGAGCGUGCUGUGCUAGAACAGAGGGAGCCGAAUGUGCAGGGUUGGGAGAAGCUGCUUACAGUUCCCUCUCCCUGUGUCAAGAGCGUGCCAAUCUAUUUUUAUAUCUGCCAUCGGAAGUGCACUUUCCCUGGGCACAAGGGUGUGGGUGUGCGAGUGUCUUAGGGGCACUGUGACACUUGACUCCCAAGCCAAUCCCCACCUUCUAUGGAGCUGACCUACAAUGAUUUCUAGGUAACAAUGACUCAGAUCCAGAGUGACUUCUCUGCUCUUAGGAAAUAACACUGUUUAGAGACUGAACCUGCCACCCACCGGAGGGGCAGCAGUUCCCAGCCGGUGUAGCGUAAGUCGUGUAGAGUGGCGCUGGGAACUUCCUGCCGCCACACCACGGGCUUCUGUUUAAUGCUCUAGCUCCUGCCUGUGGAGACACGAGGGCUGCACUCCAUAGCGUGUAUUCCUGUACUCUAUGUUAGAGUGCGUAAUGAGCGCGUUUAUUGUGCUAAAUACAUAUAUGUGUGUAUGUUUUAAAAGUCUGUAUUGGGGGUAAGACGCAUGAUUGGAGUCUUGUGGCUUUUGCAGCUGGGACAAACUACCUUUCAAGCUGUGGUUAAGUUGAUUGUUGUUACAAAAUUGUGACUUGUCCUGAUUCAUUCUGGGGCUGCCUGUCCUAAAGUACUGACCAUGCUAUCACCUGGUAGUUAUCUGAAGAAAGCUAUGGCCUUGGAAAAAAAGAAUUAAAAUAUUUUGUUCUUUUGCAUAUACAUAAAUGUGUGU
Messenger RNA from Microtus oregoni (creeping vole), 3186 nucleotides. RefSeq names its product Cdk5 and Abl enzyme substrate 1 (gene Cables1). The coding region runs from base 346 to 2121 and encodes 591 amino acids. The transcript is spliced from 10 exons. Gene Ontology annotation, cellular component: cytosol. Gene Ontology annotation, biological process: nervous system development; regulation of cell cycle. The record is from RefSeq and is a predicted model, not a curated record. NCBI's taxonomy places the organism in Eukaryota, Metazoa, Chordata, Mammalia, Rodentia, Cricetidae.